UAAGACAGUUUCAGGAAGUGACAGAGGAAGUGGAGUAGUGAGCCACAGUGUGUAACGUCUCUGGUUUCUCUGUUCAUAGACGAGGCGAGACAGAGAGAGGAGGGAGACAGACAGAGAAAGAGACAGAGAGAGAGAGACAGACAGAGAGAGAGACAGACAGAGAGAGAGACAGACAGACAGACAGAGAGAGAGAGAGAGAGACAGACAGAGAGAGAGAGACAGAGAGAGAGAGAGACAGACAAAGAGAGAGAGAGACAGACAGAUAGAGAGAGAGACAGAGUGAGACAGACAUAGACGGAGAGAGGGACAGACAGAGAGAGGGACAGACAGAGAGAGGGACAGAGAGACAGACACAGAGAGAGAGACAGACAGAGAGAGAGAGACAGACAGAGACAGAGUAUACUACUGAACUAUCUGUCUCGUGGAGGAACAGACAGAGAGAAACAGAAUACUACACGUGUCUGUCUGACCGUGUGUCAUGCGUUACCAUGACGAGAGAAGCACUCAUCAAACUCUUCAUCCUCAUCCUCCUCGCCUUCAUCAUCUGUCUCCCAGAGUUCUUCACUUCACACAGAGCGAGGGUAAACUUCCACUGUGUGACCUUUGACCCCUGUGGGGACCAGGAAGUGCCAACGCAGUGCGACCCCGGGCUGACCCCUGCGGAACAGAACUCCAACCGGAGCGGCGAGGAGAAGCCCAUCUGUAACACCGGGAGGGCGGGUUCUGGAGUGAGCUGGUUGCUGUGUGACACGGAGACGGACCCGCCCACUCUCCGUGGCAACGCCUCGCUGUCAGGGAGGAGGGUGUCGCUAUCAGUGUUGUCUGAAGGAGGAAACGAGACUUUGUACGGCUUCCUGACAGAGGAGAAGAAAGAGGGGGAGGAAGAAGAACAAGGAUUCAUCUACUGCUGUUUUCGAACCCCGCACCUUUCCAUACCAACCAAUCACAGCCAGUGUCUCCUUCAUCUCCACACCCAAGGAACCAAUGAGACAGCUGUAAAGUCUGACCUGCCCUGGACACGGCCACCUAGAAGUGAGUGGUUGUGUGUCUUCAGGGUGGCGUGGUUGGUCCUGGUGGUUGUGGUCAUGUUGACUGUCCUCACCACGGUCCUGGGUCUGAUCUACUGGAGGACUCGCUGCUGUCGAAAGGAGCCCAGAGUGUAUCCAGCCAGUGUGUUCCAGACCAGAGGAUUCAACACGGACCUCCCUGGUGUCUCUGUUUCACUAAAUCACUCCUCAGGUACCUCUCUCUCCCCCCUCCCAGAGGGGCCCAGUGGGUUCCGGACCAGAGGUUUCAACACGGACCUCCCUGAUGUCUCUGUUUCACUAAAUCACUCCUCAGAACUGCUGCUCAGGACAACAUACUGGACAGGCCUGUUGUCACCUAUUCAUGAAGAGAAGACUGCAGAGGACGAGCCUCGUCAGGGUUACUACGGUAAUGACACAGCGCUCCACCACCGUAGCCACCCUCUCCACUCAUCCCUUUCUCCUGAAGAGCUCUAGAUGAACAGAGCAGAAGACAGGAACACCAAGACAUUACUUCCUUUUAACAUCAGUUUUUGUUUUUUAAAUGAAUGGUGUCCCCGAAUGGUGUCCCUGAAUAGGGUCCCUGAAUGCUGUCUUGAUGGGGGGGUUUAUUGUCCUCCUCCUGGGUCCUGGAGAUCCUCAAAAGACCCCUGAAGGACAUCCCCCCCCCCCCCACAAGGACAACGGCUAUUUUAGGAUUUCUUUAUGGAAAAACAUUGUGUGUGUGUGUGUGUGUGUGUGUGUGGUGUGUGUGUGUGUGUGUGUGUGUGUGUGUGUGUGGUGUGUGGUGUGUGGUGUGUGUGUGUGUGGUGUGUGGUGUGUGUGUGUGUGUGUGUGUGUGUGUGUGUGUGUGUGUGUGUGUGUGUGUGUGUGUGUGUGUGUGUGUGUGGUGUGUGUGUGUGUGUGUGUGUGUGUGUGUGUGUGUGUGUGUGGUGUGUGUGUGUGUGUGUUUAUAUAAAGACAUGGCUCUGAAACAGUUAAAAGGUUUAAAAAAGGUGUUUUUAUUUUUCGUUGUUGUUAUUUUGUGAUUAAAGGUUCCGUUGUCAGAUUCCAUCUCCGUUACCAUAGCAGCAGAUUAAUAAAUGAUCCAACAACGACUUAAUAAACCAGUGGACCUAAAAACAAUAAACACACAGAAAUAGAAAUAUAGAGCAUUAUAGUGCUGGUCCUUUUUUGUCUUUGUCCGUUAAUGUCAAGGUUUGUUGUUCUGCCAUUUAAACAAGGUCAGUUGUUCUGCGAUGUAAAGAAACACCCCUUCAUUAAGCAGGGAACAUCAAUACCUGCGGCAUGUAGCCUAGCGGUUAGCGCGUUGGGCCCAGGAACCAGCAUGUAGCCUAGCGGUUAGCGCAUUGGGCCCAGGAACCCAAAGGUCUCUGGUUCGAACACCUGAGCUGACAAAGCAACAAACAACUGGAAAAAUAUGUCGAUGUGUC
Messenger RNA from Oncorhynchus kisutch (coho salmon), 2458 nucleotides. RefSeq lists its product as uncharacterized. The coding region runs from base 489 to 1502 and encodes 337 amino acids. Lineage: Eukaryota; Metazoa; Chordata; Actinopteri; Salmoniformes; Salmonidae. The transcript has 9 exons. The record is from RefSeq and is a predicted model, not a curated record.